AUGAGGAACACCCAGGAGUGGGCCGCCGAACAAUGGAGAAGUACACUGAAGACGAAACUGAGAGGUGGCCAAGUCGGAACUAAACGCUGGUGGAACCUGGUUAAGGAGCAGCAGGGUGCAUCGCGGGAAGGCACCGUCCCUCCCCUCCGUAGGAAGGAUGGCAGCGUGGCUCACACCGCCCGAGACAAGGCGAACCUCCUGGCCAGACACUUCUCAGAGAAAAUGAACAUCUCUGAUCCGGGCAGAGCACCUCCAACUCUGCCUGCAGUGACAAAAAAUAAGUUACUGGCAGUGAUGACAAGUAAGAGUGAAGUGAAAAAAUUGCUCUACUCAUUGGAUGAGAGUAAGGCAGUGGGGCCGGACUACAUCAGUCCCCGCCUGCUCCGUCAGUGUGCCGGGGAGCUGGCGCGCCCACUGACAUCUCUCUUCAACCAUUGUCUACGGAGCAGCAGAUGGCCCAAAGUCUGGAAAAUCAGCAAGGUUGUUCCGAUCCAUAAGAAAAAUUCUAAAAGUGAGGUGAAAAACUACCGCCCUGUGUCUCUGCUGCCCGUGCUCAGUAAGGUGCUGGAAAGCAUCGUGGCUAUGAGAAUGACGGAGCACCUUGAGCGCCAUCACUUGCUGUGCAGCAGACAGUACGGGUUCCGACAAGGUGUCGAGGGGCCUCUUCUCCAGCUCUUCACCGACUACCUGAGGGAGAAACAUCUGAAAGUUGUGCUCAGCGGCAGAGUCGGAAACGACAUCACCCUGACGCACAGCUACGAGGCAGGGGAAGAGGCUCGCUCCACAGCUGAACUCAACAACACUCUGAACCGCAUCGUAGCCUGGGGCAAUAAGUGGCAGGUGAAAUUUGCCCCUAACAAGGCUCAGCUGCUUACUGUCUCCAGGUCAGGGGAGCCUCUAUCCCUGGUCUUCGAAGGAAAGGCACUGGCGUCCCAGGAGGAAGUGGAAAUUUUGGGGGUUACCUACGACAGGAAGCUGACCUUCAAAUCCCACAUCGAGCGACUCGCCAGAGAGGCUUCAGGCAAGCUGGCAUCCCUGAGAAGGAUGUCAUGGGUGCUUGACGGCGAGGGGCUUCAGACUCUUUAUAAGGCGCAGUUUCGCUCGUCCCUGGAGUACGCAUGCCUCGCGUGGGGCGGCGCGGCACGCAAACACCUCGCCCUCCUCGACAAGGUCCAGGGCCGUGCAGAGAGGUUGAUCAGGGAAAGCAGAAGAGCGCAACAACAUCCAGGACUCUGCAGUCUUCAGCACCGCCGCGAUGUGGCGGGCCUCACGGUGAUGUUCAAGAUACAUCAGCAGCGGGUCCAUCACCUUCAGCCUCUCAGGCAGCCCCUUCGGCGGGCACAGGUGGACACAAGAUCAGUCUCCCGAGCUCCCGCCGAACUUUUACAGCCCCGCUGCAGAACGUGGCACCACCAGAGGCAAUUCAUUAACACUUAUGUAACCUGGUGGAAUGGACUGCUUGCUUCACAGCCACGCCUGGACAACAUGACGGCACAGAGCUUCAAGGAGCUGGUGAACGCGUGGCUGCCGUCAUGA
Scylla paramamosain (green mud crab) is the source of this 1536-nucleotide messenger RNA. RefSeq lists its product as uncharacterized. Bases 1 to 1536 code for a protein of 511 amino acids. The transcript is spliced from 3 exons. Lineage: Eukaryota; Metazoa; Arthropoda; Malacostraca; Decapoda; Portunidae. The record is from RefSeq and is a predicted model, not a curated record.